Gongylonema pulchrum is the source of this 2052-nucleotide messenger RNA. The record is from the annotation of a GenBank genome assembly. Lineage: Eukaryota; Metazoa; Nematoda; Chromadorea; Rhabditida; Gongylonematidae.
CUCGGAAAAUUCACUGGAAUACGAUGUGCUAUUUUGGUUGGAGGCGAUUCUAUCGAGGAACAAUUCCAGACGGUUCUCGAAAAACCUGAUAUUGUGGUCGCUACUCCUGGACGUCUGUUGCAUGUCGUAGUUGAGAUGUCUCUUCGGUUGACCGCCGUACAGAUUAUUGUAUUCGACGAGGCUGAUCGCUUAUUCGAAAUGGGAUUCUCCGAACAAAUUGCUUUUCAUCCCAUACAUUUUCACUUUUUCGACUCAGUUAGCAGUUUUCUAAUCGGUGAUAUGAUCAAAGCUAGCUUAUUAGAUAACGAACUGAUAAGCGAAUUUUGUAUUUUUACAGUGCGACUUGAUCUCGAUGAAAAGAUAAGUAAUAAGCUGUCGAUGGUUUUUGUUCACUGUCGCGCAGAUGAUAAAACAGCAGCUUUGGUGCAUUUGGCUCGCAAAUCUUUGGCCGCCAAGGAAAAAACAGUUGUGUUUUGUGCAACCAUGAAACAUGUGGAAUAUUUGUCAGCAGUUUUUGAAUUAUCCGGAAUUGAUUGUACUGUCCUCUAUAGCCAGCUGGAUGCCGUCGCUAGAAAUAACAAUAUCGCAAGGUUUCGCGACGGGGAUUGUUCGUUGCUGAUUGUAACGGAUAUUGCUGCCAGAGGUGUUGAUAUCCCGCUUUUGGAUGUCGUUAUAAAUUAUCAUUUUCCUCCAAAACCGAAACUUUUCGUGCAUCGUGUUGGUCGAGUUGCUCGAGCUGGUCGUGUAGGCAGAGCUAUUAGCUUAUUUAGUUUUGAUGAAGUGCCGUACGUUUCCGAUCUUUUUCUCUUCUUGGGACGCACUUUAGACUUUGCAAUUCCCGGCUCAGUAUACAAAGGUAAAAGAUUUGUGAAAAUUUUCCGAAAUUAUGACGGCACACUGAUUGGUGCAUUCCCGUGUGAUAUCGUCGAGGAAGAAGCUGAAUUUUUGAAAAACAUGCAUGAUAAUUCGGAUGAACUGAAUGAGCUUUUGAAAAAAGCCGAAAAUGCUAUGAAAAAGUACACGAAAACUCGACCGCAACCGUCUUCGGAAUCAGUGCGCCGUGCCAAGGAUGACAUCAAGGAUGCGCUACUCAAAGCUUCAGUUCAUCCGUUUCUGCAGCAGGAAGCACCGCAUGAAGCUGUCCGACACAGCUUUCUUCGAGAUUUGCAUAAUUUCAAACCUUCCGCGACGAUAUUCGAGGUGCAGAGCAACAGCAAGGCAUUGCCAGCAGCUGUUAUGAAGGCAAAACGUCGGGCACAUAACAAAUUUAUUCGUUCAAAAAGCGAGUCGAACGCGGAAUCCCGUGAUUCUCAGAGUGCUGAAGCAUCCACUGUAACAUGUGAAGCUAGCGACGAUUUCUUGAAAGAAACAUUUCAUACAGUGAUCAGAAAUACGAAAUUCUCCUCCGCUGAUGAUUUGGCAGCUAAGAAACAUAAAACACGAAAAAGGAAGGCCGAUGAAUUGCUGGAGGAAAAGAAAAAACAUUACAUUGAAUAUGUACCUGCCGAAGCAAAUACUGAACGCGGUUUGGCAGUGGAUCGUGGAUUUAAUGCCCAGGCUAAAGCCAAUAUGAUUGAGGUUCUUGCGGAUGAUGAAGUUGGCCUGUACAAGCAGAAAAAGCGCAAAAAAUGGGACAGAAAAUUAAAGAAAUUUGUUGGUGAGGGUGGGGACAUGCAAAAGAAACGAAUUCGAACUGAAGAUGGAACCUAUCUGCCAGCAACCUACAAGAGUGGACGCUACGAGAACUGGCAAAAGAAGCAAAAAAUUUCGUAUAUAAACGAAGAAGAAGGCGAUGAAGCUACCAAUAUGAACAGGACUAAACCAACGUUUUUCAAAGUUCGAGCUUUUCUUUCAAAACGUUUUGGCAAUCGUGGAAAAUCAAAGCAAGGCGGCCAUCUGAACGCCGAACAAAAAGCGCCACAUUCGGAACUGAAAAAACCGGAGCAAAUUCUAAAAGAGAGGAAGAAAAAACAGAAAAUAAAAUCCUAUCAAGCUUAUCGAAGACGUCAGAAUUUGAAGAAAAAAGGCUUAGUUGGUAAUAAAAGGCACUAA